Molecule: messenger RNA, 3673 nt
Organism: Cajanus cajan (pigeon pea)
Lineage: Eukaryota; Viridiplantae; Streptophyta; Magnoliopsida; Fabales; Fabaceae
Product: protein unc-13 homolog
Source: RefSeq, a predicted model, not a curated record
UUUUUCUUUCUCCUUUAUUCCCAGAUUCCUUUUCUCUGCCCUCUCCCUCUCUCACUCACAGACAGACACCCUCCAACCACCGCCAACUCCUUCUUCAACUUCAAACACAAACCCUUACACACUCUCUCUCUCUCUCUCUCUCUCUUUCUCUAAAUUUUCUCUCUUUCUUUAAUUCUUCCUCUGGCCCACACCACGCCACCUAUCUAUCUUCAAAGUCAAGCAAGAAUAACAGAUUACAGACACAAAGGGCCAAACAAACACAAACACUUUCUCUGACACCCAAGCAGAGAAACCAAAACCCAAACCCCACUUCACGCGCCCCAAAAAAGUUUCAAACUUGCCCCACCCCACAUCAAAACCGUUCCGAUUCCUCAUCUGGGUCGUCACCAAUGUCCGCCAAGAGGCACCAGAACGCGAUGCCGGUGCACCCGAUCGAGGACCUUCCGUCGCCGUUCGGAGACCCGGCUCCGAAUUUCGCCCCAUCGGAGCUCCGGGAGACGGCGUACGAGAUCCUCGUCGGGGCCUGCCGGAGUUCGGGGCCGAAGCCGCUCACUUUCAUUUCGCAGUCGGAGAGGGGGGAUCGGGACAGGGCGCCGGCGGCGGCGCCGUCGCUGCACCGGUCGCUGACUUCGACGGCGGCGAGCAAGGUGAAGAAGGCUCUUGGGCUGAAAACGACGUCGUCGAAGGGUAGCAAGCGCGCGGCGACGACGGGGGAGUUGGUGAGAGUGCAGAUGAGGAUUUCAGAGCAGAGUGAUACCAGAAUUAGAAGAGCAUUUCUCAGAAUAGCUGCAGGCCAGCUUGGAAGACGCAUGGAGUCAGUGGUUCUUCCACUAGAGUUGAUACAACUGUUCAGGAGCUUAGAUUUUCCAAGCCAACAAGAGUAUGAGGCUUGGUUGAGGAGAAACUUGAAGGUUCUUGAAGCUGGACUCCUCUUGUAUCCUCGCCUUCCGUUGGAUAAGGCAGACACUUCUGCACAGAGCCUCCGGCGCAUAAUCCGUGGAGCACUUGACAAACCCAUGGAUGUUGGUAAAAACGGUGAAUCAAUGCAAACCCUCCGGAGUGUAGUUAUAUCUCUUGCUUGCAGAUCAUCUGAUGGGUCUAUUUCUGAGACGUGCCAUUGGGCUGAUGGUUUACCACUGAACCUUUGGAUCUACCAAACUCUUUUAGAAGCUUGUUUUGAUAUUCAUGCAGAAACUUCUGUGAUAGAAGAGGUUGAUGAGGUCUUAGAGCUCAUUAAAAAGACCUGGGUUAUGCUUGGAAUUAACGAGACACUGCAUAAUAUUUGUUUCUCGUGGGUCUUAUUUCAUCGGUAUGUUGUCACUGGUCAAGUGGAGAAUGAUCUGCUUUUUGCAUCCAGUAAUCUAUUGGAAGAAGUUGGGAAAGAUACUGGGGGUUCGAAAGAUCCUUUCUACACAAAAAUUUUGAGAAACACAUUGAGUUUGAUACUAAGUUGGGCAGAGAAAAGGCUCCUUGCAUACCAUGAUGCUUUCCAUAAUGGUAAUAUUGAAUCAAUGGAAAGUGUAGUUUCUCUUGCAGUAUUAUCAGCAAAGAUAUUAGAAGAUAUCUCUCAUGUGAACAAUCGGCAGAAGAAAGAAGCUGAUGUUGACUACUCUAGAGUUGAUAAUUAUAUUAGAUCAUCUUUGCGUGCUGUUUUUGUUCAGAAAUUGGAGAAACUGGACCCCAGCAAGCAUCCAUCUAGAAAACAGAAUAAAGCCUUUCCUAUUCUGUCUGUCCUUGCACGAGAUAUUAUUGAAUUGGCUAUUAAUGAGAAAGCAAUAUUUAGUCCCAAACUGAAGAGAUGGCAUCCUCUUGCUGCUGGUGUUGCCGUUGCCACCCUUCAUGUCUGUUAUGGAAACGAGUUGAAGAAGUAUGUUAAGGGUAUUAACGAGUUGACACCCGAUGCUAUAGACGUGCUGAUAGCCGCUGACAAAUUGGAGAAAGAUCUGGUGCAGAUAGCAGUGGAAGAUUCUGUUGACAGUGAAGAUGGUGGAAAAUCCAUUAUAAGGGAGAUGCAACCUUAUGAAGCUGAAGCUGUGAUUGCUAGUUUGGUUAAGUCAUGGGUAAAUAUCCGAGUAGAUAGAUUGGGGGAAUGGGUUGACAGAAAUGUUCGACAAGAGGUAUGGAAUCCACGGGCAAAUAAAGAGGGUUUUGCUCCUUCUGCUGUUGAAGUUCUACGAAUCAUAGAUGACACUCUGGAGGCUUUCUUUCUGUUGCCUAUACCCAUGCAUGCAGAUUUGCUUCCUGAACUGAUGGCCGGUCUUGACAAAUCUCUCCAACAGUACAUUUUGAAAGCCAAAUCGGGCUGCGGGAGCCGGAGUAGCUUCAUCCCAACUUUGCCUGCAUUGACCCGGUGUUCAACAAGAUCAAAAUUUAAUGGUGUAUUUAGGAAAAAAGAAAAGGCACAAGUAAAUCAGAGGAGGAAAGCCCAUGUUGGAACCACAAACGAAGACAGCUCAUUUGAUGUAACCCAGAUGUGUGUUUGCAUCAAUACUAUGCAGCGCAUUCGUAUGGAGUUAGGGGUUUUGGAGAAGAGGAUAGUUGCCAAUCUCAGCAGUUCUAAAUCCUCUAAUGGAGACAUAGCAAAUGGGGUGAGCUUGAAGUUCAAGCUUUCUGCAUCUGCUGCUGUGGAAGGCAUCCAUCAACUCUGUGAGUGUGUCGCAUACAAAAUCGUUUUCCAUGAUCUAUGUCAUGUUCUUUGGGAUGGCCUAUAUGUUGGAGAAGUUGCAUCAGCCAGGAUUGAGCCUUUUCUUCAGGAGCUUGAGAAAUACUUGGAGAUCGUAUCUUCUACAGUGCAUGAUAAAGUUAGAACACGUGUGAUUGUUGAAGUAAUGCAGGCUUCUUUUGAAGGGUUCCUGUUGGUUUUGUUAGGUGGAGGUCCAUCACGUGCUUUCUCUCUGCAAGAUUCUGUUACCAUAGAGGAAGAUUUCAAGUUUCUGACUGGCUUGUUCUGGUCCAAUGGAGAUGGAUUGCCUAUUGAGUUGAUAGAAAAGCAUUCCACCACUGUCAGAGGUGUACUUCCCUUGUUUGGUGCUGAUAGUGAGCACAUAAUUCAGCAAUUUAGUCAACUUACUAUGGAAAUGUAUGGUCCUACAGCUAAAUCCCGGCUUCCAUUGCCUCCAACAGCGGAUCAAUGGAGCCCAACAGAGCCAAAUACACUUUUGCGAGUUUUGUGUAAUAGGAAUGAUGAAGCAGCUGCUAAGUUCCUUAAGAAGAAUUACAACUUGCCUACGAAGGUCUAACAUUGACAAGUAACCACUCUGAUAUGCCACGCCUUCCCACCCAAUAUAAAUUGUUUGUUCGUUCCUUUUUGUGUUGUGAAACCCUGGCCUUGUUUUGAGGACGUGAUCGAGGCAAAGGUGGCACGGUAUGCAUUACACUCUUACUGAUUAACUAUAGGAAAUAUGGUGCUUUAUCGUCAAUAAUGCUCAAAGUAUGCAAUGUACAGGUGUGAUUCUUUGGUUUGCUAAUUUGUUGGCUUAUUUUCAGAUCGUGUCAAAAUGCGAUUACUGAUAGCACGGUAAUACAGAGAUGUAUUUAUAUCGGUUAUUUGUUUUAUAAUUUGAAAAUGACUGGUCUAUUUAUUUGUGCGGCUAUGUAAUUUUCCCCCACAAAAACUACUUGGUUCUUCACCUUUAUCUUGUAAAUGAAAUAAAAUUCUUCGUGCUUUCCUUAA